Talpa occidentalis (Iberian mole) is the source of this 930-nucleotide messenger RNA. Its product is annotated as olfactory receptor 148-like. The record is from RefSeq and is a predicted model, not a curated record. Gene Ontology annotation, cellular component: membrane. Gene Ontology annotation, molecular function: olfactory receptor activity; G protein-coupled receptor activity. The coding region runs from base 1 to 930 and encodes 309 amino acids. Lineage: Eukaryota; Metazoa; Chordata; Mammalia; Eulipotyphla; Talpidae. The transcript has a single exon. Gene Ontology annotation, biological process: G protein-coupled receptor signaling pathway.
AUGAACCACACAGAGCUGACUGAAUUCAUUCUGCUGGGAAUACCUGACACAAGGGGAGUGGAGUCUGGGCUCUUUGUCAUCUUCUUAUCCAUGUACCUUUUCAUUCUGCUUGGCAAUUUACUUAUACUUAUAGCGAUUGUUUCUUCCUCUGCUCUUUAUACCCCCAUGUAUUUCUUCUUGGGACUCCUCUCUAUUUUUGACAUGCUGUUCCCAUCUGUCACCUGCCCCAAGAUGCUGUUCUAUCUCUCUGGCCAGAGCCACGCCAUUUCUUAUCACGGAUGUGCUGCCCAGCUCUUCUUCUACCAUUUCCUGGGCUCCACGGAAGGGUGCCUCUACUCUGUGAUGGCUUAUGACCGCUUUGUUGCCAUCUGUCACCCACUGAGGUAUAAUCUCAUCAUGAGACCUGGGGUUUGUGUUGGUUUUGUCCUGGGAGUCUGGUGUGUGGGUUGUCUCCACGCCAGCAUCCUGACCUCCUUUACAUUUCGAUUAAACUACUGUGGCCCCAACCAGGUGGACUACUUCUUUUGUGACAUUCCUGCUGUCUUACCCCUGGCUUGUGAUGACAGCUCCCUGGCACAAACUGUAGGUUCCACUAAUAUUGGCUUUAUAGCCUUAAUGCUUUGGUUCACUGUUUGUGUCUCUUACACAUAUAUUGGGAUUGCCAUUUUGAGAAUUCGUUCAGUGGAAGGCAGGAAAAAAGCUUUCUCCACCUGCAGUGCCCACUUGGCUGCAAUCUUCUGUGCCCUUGGACCGGUAAUCAUCAUCUAUCUGCAGUCUACACCCAACCCCUUGCUGGAUGCUGUGGUACAAAUGUUAAAUAAUUAUGUGUCGCCUAUGCUGAACUCAUUAAUCUAUUCCUUAAGGAACAGGGAAGUAAAAAACUCCCUGAAAAGAGUGUUCCACAAAAUAGUACUUACUUCCCUGGAAUAG